This is a messenger RNA of Marmota monax (woodchuck), 1563 nucleotides long. RefSeq names its product lamina-associated polypeptide 2, isoforms beta/gamma-like. NCBI's taxonomy places the organism in Eukaryota, Metazoa, Chordata, Mammalia, Rodentia, Sciuridae. Gene Ontology annotation, molecular function: DNA binding. The record is from RefSeq and is a predicted model, not a curated record. The transcript has a single exon.
GGGAGCCGUAAGGCUCGGAGGCGGCAGCGCGGCCCCCGGCCAGGAGUGAGCGCGGCGGCAGUGAGGCUGCGGGGAAGGGGACUAGUAGAUCCCGGAGAUGCCGGAGUUCCUGGAAGACCCCUCGGUCCUGACGAAAGACAAGUUGAAGAGUGAACUGGUCGCCAACAAUGUGACUCUCCCGGCCGGGGAGCAGCGCAAAGACGUGUACGUGCAGCUCUACCUGCAGCACCUCACUGCACGCAACCGGCCGCCGCACGCCGCGGGCGCCAACAGCAAGGGGCCCCCGGACUUCUCCAGCGACGAGGAGCGCGAGCCCACCCCAGUGCUCAGCUCCGGGCCCUCCACCGCGGGCCGCGGCCGCGCCACCGUCGGCAGGAAAGCAACAAAGAAAACUGAUAAGCCCAGACUGGAAGAUAAGGAUGAUCUAGAUGUAACAGAGCUCUCUAAUGAAGAACUUCUGGAUCAGCUUGUGAAAUAUGGGGUGAAUCCUGGUCCUAUUGUGGGAACAACCAGGAAGCUGUAUGAGAAAAAGCUAUUGAAACUGAGAGAACAAGGACCAGAAUCAAGAUCUUCUACUCCUCUACCAACAAUUUCCUCGUCAGCAGAAAAUACUAGGCAGAAUGGAAGUAAUGACUCUGACAGAUACAGUGACAAUGAAGAAGACUCUAAAAUAGAGCUCAAGCUUGAGAAGAGAGAACCACUAAAGGGCAGAGCAAAGACUCCAGUAACACUCAAGCAAAGAAGACUUGAGCACAACCAGGUGGGAGAAAAAACAGAGGAAAGAAGAGUAGAAAGAGAUAUUCUUAAGGAAAUAUUCCCCUAAGAAGCAUCUACACCAACAGGAAUUAGUGCUAGUUGCCGCAGACCAAUCAAAGGGGCUGCAGGCCGGCCAUUAGAACUUGGUGAUUUCAGGAUGGAGGAAUCUUUCUCAUCUAAAUAUGUUCCUAAGUAUGUUCCUUUGGCAGAUGUCAAAUCAGAAAAGACAAAAAAGGGACGUUCCAUUCCCGUAUGGAUAAAAAUUUUGCUGUUUGUUGUUGUGGCAGUUUUUUUGUUUUUGGUUUAUCAAGCUAUGGAAACCAACCAAGGAAAUCCUUUCUCUCGUUUUCUUCAUGAUGAAAAUAGAAAAUCCACCUGAAUUAUAUCACUUUGGCACAUUCAACUUGGUCUCCUAUUUUUAAUAACUAGAAAAACAUUUGUGUAUAUUUGUUGACUCAAGAACUAAAAAUAAUGUGAUUUCACUUCAAAUUUAAUAUUCCAUGGAAAAGCAAACAAGAUAUCUGAAUGAACUUCAUUUAAAUGUUUUGGACUUUGGACUAGUGGGAGAUCACUUUGUGCCAUAUGAAUAAUCUUUUUUAGCUCUGGAACUUUUUGUAGGCUUUAUUUUUUUAAUGUGGACAUCUUAUUUCAUUUUUGGGAAAAUAUAUUGUUUUGUGUAUUUGGAAAACAAGGGCAAAACAUGGUAGUAUAAUGUGAAAUUACACAUUUAAAUACUUUGAAUUCUUACAGAAAAGAUUAAGAAUUAUUCUCUGCUGAAUAAAAUUUUACAGUGGUGGAACAUUGAAA